UCUCAUCCUCGUCUUGUCCCCUCACCCGUUCUUUCUCUCGUCCAUACUCCACGAUUACACGCGCAGCCGAUUCUGAUAUCACCAUGGCCUACCGAACCCCCUACGUGACCCCUCGCAUCCUCCACAAGAACUAUGCCCAGGCGUUCGACGCCGAGCCAAGCAAACUGGUUGGGCGCGACCUGGAGUACUUCUCCCAGGCUGGCUUCGACAUGGAUCGGAUCCAGAUCAAACGCAAUGCCCCUAUUGCUCUCCUCUACGAGGACGCCAUCCGGAAUGAGGGCGCAAUCAUCUCCUCGUCAGGGGCGUUGAUCAAUUUCUCUGGCAAGAAAACUGGCCGUAGCCCCAAGGACAAGCGUAUCGUCUACGAGGAUACGUCCAAGAGUGAGAUCUGGUGGGGAUCCGUUAACAUCAUGAUGGACGAGCACACCUUCGAGAUCAAUCGUGAGCGUGCCAUCGACUACCUGAACACCCGCGACAACGUCUACGUGUUCGAUGGUUACGCUGGCUGGGAUCCGAAGUACCGCAUUAAGGUCCGGGUCAUCUGCGCGCGGGCUUACCACGCGUUGUUCAUGAACAACAUGCUCAUCCGACCAACGGAGGAGGAGUUGAAGACCUUUGGCGAGCCCGACUUCAUCAUCUACAACGCGGGCCAGUUCCCGGCCAAUCGCUUCACGAAGGGCAUGUCGUCGACGACGUCUGUCGAGAUCAACUUCAAGCGCAUGGAGAUGGUCAUCCUCGGUACAGAGUACGCCGGUGAGAUGAAGAAGGGUGUCUUCUCCGUCAUGCACUACCUCCAACCCGUCAAGUUUGGCACGCUCUCGUUGCACUCUUCUGCGAACGUUGGCAUGGACAAGGGCGACGUGACGCUCUUCUUUGGUCUGUCUGGCACGGGCAAGACGACGCUCUCCGCAGACCCGCGCCGCCUGCUGAUCGGUGACGACGAGCAUGUGUGGUCGGACACGGGCGUGUUCAACAUCGAGGGCGGGUGCUAUGCCAAGUGCAUCAACCUCUCCGCAGAGAAGGAGCCCGAGAUCUUCAACGCGAUUCGCUUCGGCAGCAUCCUCGAGAACGUCGUGUACAACCCUAUCUCGCGCGUACCGGACUAUGAUGACAUCAGCAUCACGGAGAACACGCGUUGCGCGUACCCGAUCGAGUACAUCCCGAAUGCGCAGAUUCCGUGCGUGGUUGACCGCCAGCCGAGCAACAUCAUCAUGUUGACGUGCGACGCGUUCGGUGUGCUCCCGCCUGUGAGCAAACUCACGCCGGCACAGGCUAGCUACCACUUCUUGGCUGGUUACACCUCAAAAACUCCUGGUACAGAGGACGGCGUCCUUGAGCCAAUCCCCACCUUCUCGACGUGCUACAGCGCGCCGUUCAUUGUCCUCCACCCCGGCCGCUACGCCGAGAUGCUUGCAGAGCGCAUGAAGAAGUACAACGUCGACUGCUGGCUGAUCAACACCGGCUGGACUGGCGGCAAGUUUGGCACGGGCAAGCGUUGCCCGCUCAAAUACACGCGCAUGAUCGUAGAUGCGGUGCACUCGGGCGAGCUCGCAAAGGCGGAGUUCGAGACGGUCGGCACGUUCAACUUGAAGGUCCCGACGCAUAUUGAGGGUGUGCCGCGUGAUCUGCUGAACCCGCGUCAUGCGUGGGCGGACAAGGAGGCGUUCGAGCGCGAGGUGCGCAAGCUUGCGGUCAUGUUCGGGAAGGCGUUUGCGCUGUACGAGUCGGACGUUGAUGAGAGCGUGCGCUUGGCGGGCCCGCAGAUCGCGUGAGCGCUGAGGACGGUGUGUUUGACGGACUGCAGUUCAUCAUGGUCG
Molecule: messenger RNA, 1817 nt
Organism: Laetiporus sulphureus 93-53
Lineage: Eukaryota; Fungi; Basidiomycota; Agaricomycetes; Polyporales; Laetiporaceae
Product: ATP-utilizing phosphoenolpyruvate carboxykinase
Exons: 9
Coding region: 84-1772 (562 amino acids)
Biological process (GO): gluconeogenesis
Cellular component (GO): cytosol
Molecular function (GO): ATP binding; phosphoenolpyruvate carboxykinase (ATP) activity
Source: RefSeq, a predicted model, not a curated record